UCAGUUGCAGCAUAGAGGACUACAGAUAAAGUGCGUGUCGAGAAGAUACCAGGAUAACUCGCUGUAGUACUACAGUCUUUGCUCUAAAGUGGAUUUGGAUUAUAUGUACAACAUGACAUUUGAGGAACUUAAUGGGGAUUAUUCUCAAGAAAGAAUGGAAUCCGUGGCGAAAGCUUUGGAAGAAGUCCUCACCUCUGCCUUACCACAGGGCUGCAUCACAGUCGGGGUCUACGAGGCUGCCAAAUCACUCAAUGUAGACCACGAUAAUGUGGUUUUGUGCAUCCUGGCCACUGAUGACGAAGAUGUGAAAGAUGUGGCGCUGCAGAUCCACUUCACCCUCAUUCAGGCUUUCUGCUGUGAGAAUGACAUCAACAUCCUGAGAGUCAACAACACCCGGCGCCUGGCAGAAAUACUUGGAAGUGGAAGCAAACAGAGUGGGGGAGAGCCUCUGGACCUGCACUGUGUCCUGGUCACUAGCCCACAUUCUACAUCAUGGAAGGAUCCUGCUUUGAGCAAAGUGAACCGUUUCUGCAGAGAGAGCCGCUGUAUGGACCAGUGGGUGCCCAUCAUCAACCUGCCCGAACCAUGAACUUUUGGCUGCAAUACCCUGUAAAAGGACUUGUAUCUGCACAGUAGGAGUGGUGUGAACCCUGAUGGCCACAUAGCCACCCAGAGAUCAAAUUCCAAAGCACUGCUGAUGAGGAAAGAAAAUUUUGGAGGAAAAAAAAAGACCCGGUUGUCUACAUGGGAUGUAUUUAAAAGAAGAAAAAAAAAAAGGGCAGUUGGAAUUUCCACUUUGGACAGGACUGUUUGGAGUCUGUCAGCCUUGGCAACUGAGUUGAGAUGGCAAGGCACUUGUAUCGUCAUGAGGUGGAAAUGUGCAAAAGCAUGUGUGCUUUUCAAUGUGAAGCCGGACACUGUGCAGCAGGAUUAUAUCAUGUAUGUUUGGUAAAGCCUCUGUGACAAUUCAGAGAGGUGGGGAGAAACCAGAAAAUGGAGCUGUUGAGUGGACCAAGGCCUCGGCCUCUCUCUGCAGAAACAAAGCACUUGUUGAAACACUGGACUUUUUGCAAUUUCACUUAUUUGAUUAAAAUUGUUAAUGUUGCCGUUGCUAUUGUCAUAAUUUAAAAAGGGAAGGGCUACACAUCCAGUGAAGACAUUCUGUGUGUUUAGUGUUUCUAAGCCAGCUGUUUUUUGCCACAAGUAAAAUAAUUAUUUUGUUACAAUUUAAGUUAUUUCUAAUGAUAUUUAAGUGUAUUUAUGUUUCAUUUUUUACCAUAACUAUUUGCAAAUCUGAUAUGUAUUGCUGUCAAUAAAAAGUAUUUUUUGGAAACCA
Molecule: messenger RNA, 1336 nt
Organism: Plectropomus leopardus (leopard coralgrouper)
Lineage: Eukaryota; Metazoa; Chordata; Actinopteri; Perciformes; Serranidae
Gene: gadd45aa
Product: growth arrest and DNA-damage-inducible, alpha, a
Biological process (GO): regulation of cell cycle
Cellular component (GO): nucleus; cytoplasm
Source: RefSeq, a predicted model, not a curated record